AUGGCACCUGAAUUGGAUGACAAGACAUCUACUAAAUAUGUGUAUUUCCACUCAGGCUCCGAAGCAACAUAUCGGAAGGUGUCCGAAAAGCCGACGGGAUUCACAUCAAUCCCCACGGUAGAUGUAAGCAAAAUAGAUGGUUCUCUGGAGCAACGGAAAGCCAUCGCAGCAGAAAUCCGCGGCGCCUGUGAAGAGUGCGGCUUUUUCUACAUCAAGAACCACGCGAUCCCACAGGAAGAGGUAGACGAGGUGUUUGGGCUUUUGAAGCGCUUUUUCGCCCUCGACACAGACGUCAAGAUGGAUGCGCAUGUGCAGAAGAACCCUGCGAUCAGGGGCUACGAACCCAUGCUGGAGACGAGACUGGAUCCCAGAACGCAGGGCGACGUGAAAGAGGCAUUCACAAUGGGCGACUGCUACCUCGAGCCCGAGCAAGACUACGCUGGCAAGACCGGACUGCAGCCCCCGGCGUACGUGACGCGGCCGCAGAACAUCUGGCCCGGCGAGGCGCCGUGGUGGCGCGAGGGCCUGUACAAAUACUACAACGCCGUCCUCCCGCUUGCCAUGAAGCUUGUGCGUAUCCUCGCGCUGGCCUUCGAGUUGGAGGAGACGGCUUUCGACGACAUCUUCCGCUUCCCCAUCACGGGAAUGCGCCCGCUGCAUUACCCACCCACGCCAAUCACCGAGAACGCAAACAACGUGGGCCUGGGGGCUCACGCCGAUUUCUCCUGGCUCACCCUGGUCCUCCAGGACUCCGUCUCCGCCCUCGAAGUCCUCAACCAGGACGGCAUGUGGGUGGAUGCCCCGCCGCAGAAAGGUACCUUCGUGUGCAACGUCGGGCAGUACCUCGAGCGGCACACGAACGGGACGUUUCCCGCGACCGUGCACAGAGUGAGAAACAAGACGGCGCAGGAGCGGUACUCGCUGCCGUUCUUCCUGACGCCGGAUGCGGAUGCGGAGAUUGAGCCGCUGGAGUGCUGCAAAGCAGACGGAGAGCAGAAGUACGAGAAGAUUAAUGUAGGUGAUUUGUAUAUCAGGAGGAUAUUGCCAGCAAGGAGGAAACACCCUACGAGUAUCCGGUAUCUGGACGUGCCGCAAGAGGAGUGGAGCUAUAAGAUGCUCCUGUCGUGA
Paraphaeosphaeria sporulosa is the source of this 1128-nucleotide messenger RNA. RefSeq names its product 2og-Fe oxygenase family protein. The record is from RefSeq and is a predicted model, not a curated record. Gene Ontology annotation, molecular function: dioxygenase activity. Bases 1 to 1128 code for a protein of 375 amino acids. Lineage: Eukaryota; Fungi; Ascomycota; Dothideomycetes; Pleosporales; Didymosphaeriaceae. The transcript has 4 exons.